UCCGGCAAUCGGCAGGCCCCAGAAACGGAAAUUUUUUUUUGCUCGUUAUAUACGGACGUUUCGCCUUUCUACAGAGUUGUCUCUUCCGCCAUAGCAAUUUCUUCGGUUUCCAAAUCUUGCCUUCUUCCUCCAUCUCUGCAGCCGCUGCUGUUCCCCAUUUCCCUUCUCGUGGGGGAUCGUUCAGAUCUCUGUACAAAGAUCCGAUUCAAAUCGAAUAUGGGUCUGUCGAGAAUGAAGUUGUUAAGUCGAUUUCGGAUCUUGGUUUUAGCUUGUUCUUUGAUUUUUCAACUCGGAUAUGGAUUUUACCUUCCUGGUAGCUAUCCCUACAAAUACGUUGUGGGCGACUUGUUGUCGGUGAAGGUUAAUUCUCUUACUUCUAUCGAGACCGAAUUGCCAUUUGGAUAUUAUAGUUUGCCGUUUUGUAAGCCUAAAGAGGGUGUUAAGGACAGUGCCGAGAAUCUUGGUGAGCUUCUGAUGGGAGAUCGAAUUGAAAAUUCGCCUUACCAGUUUAAGAUGUUUACGAAUCAGACGGAUAUUUUUACGUGUUCUUCAGGUCCAUUGACAUCUGAUCAAUUUAAGAUCAUGAAGGAGAGAAUUGAUGAAAUGUAUCAGGUUAAUUUGAUUCUUGACAAUUUACCUGCGAUCCGUUAUACUCAGAAGGAAGGCUAUGUUCUGCGGUGGACUGGUUAUCCAGUUGGGGUUAAGGUUAAAGAUGCUUAUUAUGUGUUCAACCAUUUGAAAUUCAAGGUUCUUGUUCAUAAAUACGAGGAGGCCGAUAUGGCUCGCGUAAUGGGCACUGGUGAUGCUGCUGAGUUGAUCCCGACGAUUGGGAAAGAGGGAUCUGAUAUUCCUGGAUAUAUGGUUGUUGGGUUUGAGGUGGUUCCUUGUAGCGUCGUGCACAAUAUCGAACAGGUGAAGGACUUGAAAAUGUACCAAACAUAUCCUAAUGCGAUACAGUGUGAUCCGUCCACCGUAUCGAUGCCGAUCAAGGAAGGAGUGCCUAUUGCUUUUACAUAUGAAGUUAUGUUCGAGGAGAGUGAUAUCAAAUGGCCAUCUAGGUGGGAUGCUUAUCUUAAGAUGGAGGGAUCCAAAGUCCAUUGGUUCUCAAUCAUGAAUUCGAUGAUGGUGAUUACUUUCCUUGCUGGUAUUGUUUUUGUUAUCUUCUUGAGGACUGUUCGGAGGGAUCUGACUCGGUAUGAGGAGCUCGACAAGGAGGCUCAAGCACAGAUGAAUGAGGAGUUAUCUGGCUGGAAACUUGUUGUUGGUGAUGUCUUUAGAGCUCCCUCGAAUUCGUCACUCUUGUGUAUCAUGGUUGGUAAUGGGGUUCAGAUUCUUGGAAUGGCAGUUGUGACGAUAUUAUUUGCAGCCCUCGGAUUCAUGUCGCCAGCGUCUCGUGGAGCCCUCAUUACUGGUAUGUUGUUUUUCUAUAUGAUUCUCGGCGUUGCAGCUGGUUACGUCGCUGUUCGUUUGUGGAGGACAAUGGGUUGUGGUGACAACAAAGGUUGGAUUUCUGUCUCAUGGAAGGUCUCUUGCUUCUUUCCUGGUAUAGCCUUUUUGAUCUUAACCACUCUGAACUUCCUUUUAUGGGGAAGUCAUAGCACUGGAGCCAUUCCAUUUUCCCUUUUUGUUAUUCUGCUCUUGCUCUGGUUCUGCAUAUCGGUUCCACUUACGCUCGUUGGGGGUUACCUCGGGUCCAAAGCGUCUCAUAUCGAGUACCCGGUUCGUACUAACCAAAUCCCUCGUGAAAUCCCUGCUCAGAAAUAUCCAUCCUGGUUGUUAGUUCUUGGUGCUGGCACUCUUCCUUUCGGAACGCUAUUCAUCGAGCUGUUCUUCAUCAUGUCUAGUAUCUGGAUGGGUCGUGUGUACUACGUUUUCGGGUUUCUCUUCAUUGUCUUGGUCCUUCUCGUGGUGGUUUGCGCCGAAGUAUCUUUAGUUCUUACCUACAUGCAUCUGUGUGUGGAGGAUUGGAAAUGGUGGUGGAAGUCCUUCUUUGCAUCUGGUUCGGUUGCCAUAUACAUCUUCUUGUAUUCCAUUAACUAUCUGAUCUUCGAUCUCAAGAGCCUGAGCGGACCGGUCUCUUCGACCCUUUACCUCGGAUACUCCCUUCUAAUGGUGUUUGCGAUCAUGCUCGCAACCGGUACGAUCGGGUUUCUUUCCUCAUUCUGGUUUGUUCAUUACUUAUUCUCUUCAGUGAAGUUGGAUUGAUGGAGUUUCUUAGAAACAGCAGAAGAUCAGUGGCAGGCAGUUUAGUAGAAUUGUAUGGAUUGUUUGAUUAUUAUGAUAUGAAAUGAUAUGAUAUAUUAGUUUUCGUCGAUUCAUUUCAACGCUUGCGACGACAUGAAUAAUACCGUCCCGUUUUGAUGUAUUUUCUUUGUGUUUUAAGGGAGAGAUUGUUGCCUGGAUUAUGAUAUGAUACAAUACAAAUAGAUUUUCAUUUGCAUUCUUAGAUGUUUUAAUGGUAGUUUGUAACACAAAUUAUGUGGGGUUUUAUUAGUAUACGUAAACUUCAUUUCACUUGUCCUUU
Messenger RNA from Cucurbita moschata (crookneck pumpkin), 2524 nucleotides. RefSeq names its product transmembrane 9 superfamily member 11-like. Gene Ontology annotation, cellular component: membrane. The coding region runs from base 217 to 2205 and encodes 662 amino acids. Gene Ontology annotation, biological process: protein localization to membrane. The transcript has 2 exons. The record is from RefSeq and is a predicted model, not a curated record. NCBI's taxonomy places the organism in Eukaryota, Viridiplantae, Streptophyta, Magnoliopsida, Cucurbitales, Cucurbitaceae.